Molecule: messenger RNA, 3976 nt
Organism: Paramisgurnus dabryanus
Lineage: Eukaryota; Metazoa; Chordata; Actinopteri; Cypriniformes; Cobitidae
Source: RefSeq, a predicted model, not a curated record
AUAUUAGAUAUAACAAUGAUGCUACAUUUAAUGGAAAUCUUUAACAUUUUGUGGAUGAUGUAAAAAAAACUGAAAGUGAAAAUGCACUAAAAUACUGGUGAGUCACACCUACUGUAACAACACCUGUUUUGCACACGACUAUUAAACACAAAACCAGGAAACUACUUCAGCUGUUCGUUUAAAAAAACAUAGACUUUUUAAGCGACUGUCUCACUCUGUAUAUUAGUGAAAUAUGGCAGAAGCUCAUGUUUUUCAGGACAAGUUCAGCUGUUCAGUGUGUUUGGAUCUCCUGAAGGAUCCAGUGACCAUUCCCUGUGGACACAGUUACUGUAUGAGCUGUAUUACAAACUGCUGGGAUCAGGAUGUGAUGGGAAUCUACAGCUGCCCUCAAUGCAGACAAACCUUCACACCAAGACCUGUUUUAUUUAAAAAUGUGAUGAUUGCUGAAAUGGUGGAGGAACUGAAGAAGACAAAACUUCAGACUGCUGUUCCUGCUGACUCUUAUGCUGAAGCUGGAGAUGUGGAGUGUGACGCCUGUACUGAGAGAAAAUACAAAGCUGUCAAGUCCUGUCUGGAGUGUCUGAAGUCUUACUGUCAAAAUCAUCUUAAACAACAUGAGAAUUUCAUCAAUGACAGGAGGCAUCAUUUGAUGAAUCCCACCAGACAACUUCAUGAGAUGAUCUGCUCAAAACAUAAUAAACAACUAGAAAUCUACUGUCGCACCGACCGGCACUGCAUUUGUUAUCUGUGUACGAUGGAAGAACAUAAAAACCAUGAUACUGUGACAGCUGAAGCAGAAAGAACUGAGAAACAGAGAGUUUUGGGAGAGCGACAGAGAAAAUUACAUCAGAUAAUUGAGGAGAGAGAGAAGGAGCUUCAGGAGCUGAGAGAGGCUGUGGACUCUCAUGCGCGCUCUGCACAGACAGCAGUGGAGGACAGUGAGAGGAUCUUUACUCAACUGAUCCGAUCCAUUGAGAGAAGACGAUCUGAGGUGACACAACUGAUCAGAGAUCAGGAAAAGACUGCAGUGAGUCGAGCUGAAGGAGUCAUGAAGCGUCUGGAGGAGGAGAUUGAUGAUCUGAGGAGGAGAGACGCUGAACUGGAGCAGUUUUCACAUACAGACAAUCACAUCCAUUUCCUACAGGGUUUUCAGUCUCUGUCUGCAGCUCCUGAGUCUUCAGUCUCACACAGAUUUACUCUCAGCUCUCUCCUCUCUUUUGAUGAUGUGAGAAAAUCUCUCUCUCAACUGAAAGACAAACUGGAGGAUUUCUUUAGAGAGGAGAUAGAGGAGAUAUCUGGUGAAGUUACAUGUAUCUCAGUUAUUUCUGCUGAAUUGAAGAGCAUGGACAAUUUCUUUCAAUAUUUCAAGCAGUUCACACUGGAUUCAAACACAGUUAAUAAAUACAUUCAGCUGUCUGAUGGGAACAGAACGGCUACUCGCACUAACACAGUCCAUCAGUAUCCUGAUCAUCCAGACAGAUUUGAUCAGCGGCGUCAGGUGUUGUGUAGAGAGAGUUUGUGUGAACGCUGUUACUGGGAGGUUGAGUGGAGCGGUGCUGUCAGUAUAUCAGUGUCAUAUAAGAGCAUCAGCAGGAAAGGAUGGGGUUAUGAGUGUUCGUUUGGACGUAAUGAUCAGUCCUGGAGCUUGAACUGCAAUGACUUCAGGUGCACAUUCAGUCACAAUAACAAACACACUGAACUCCCUGUAGUGUUGAGCUCCUGUAGAAUAGGAGUGUAUGUGGAUCACAGUAAAGGAUCUUUGUCCUUCUACAGCGUUUGUGAUACAAUGAACCUCAUACACAGAGUCAACACCACAUUCACUCAACCACUUUAUCCUGGGUUUUGGGUAAAUUUAGGUUCAGUUAAGUUAUGUAAUCCAGCAGUGUAAAUGACAUGAAGAUUCUCUGUAGUACUGUAAACUUAAAAUAUUCAUUGAAUCCCUUUACCCUGGGCCUUUUUGAUUGUAAGAGUUUCCACAGCCAGUCUUGUCAUUUUGUGAAAUUUAUCAUACAAUUAAUGCUGUUAAAUUCAGGGCUAAGGGGUGAUUGGGACAUGAUUAUACGGAAAAUAAAAAUCAGAAAAUUAAGAAAACUUGAUAAUUUAAAAUGGAUAUUGUAAGACUACAAGCAAAUUAAUUGAGCUGAAUUACUUUGUCUUCAUGUCUGCAUUCAAAACUCAUAUUCAUUGACUUUUACCUUCAUGUUUGGAGAGGAGUAACUUUUAGCAAGCUAAGUUGCUUAGUUUGAAGGUAUUUCAGGUAUUUAAGUCAGAAAACAUUUUAUUGAGAUUAUGAUUUUGGUUUGGAGCUUUUUAAAAUAAAAAACAAAGCGUUAAUGUCAACUGUAAAAAGUAUCAUUAUGAUUUAAAAUAUAUCAGUGGCCGCUCGUGACUGCUCUUCCGACGGGCGCAAAUUCAAAAUAUGUGUUUGUAGCAUCAUGUAAACCCUGUGCAUCUCGUGUUUUGUCAAAAUAAGUGCCUGCUCCACACGUGUCAAAACCAUUUAUGAUAAAAGAGACGCUCACGUUCACAAAAUACACACAAGACACUCGCUUAACAGUAAACUCUGAUUACACAUUACAUUAUGUGAGUAUCUGGCAAACGCGAGCGUCACUUUUAUCAUAAACCCUUUAGACGCAUCUGCAGCAGGCACUUAUUUUGACAGGACACGUGAUGCACAUAGCAGGGGCGUCACUAGACCCCUUUUACUGGGGCACGUGCCCCAGUGUAAAUCUUUUGUGCCCCGGUGUAAAUCUCAAGUUUAAAUUUUAGCAGUUAACUAGUGCAGUGGUUUUCAAACUUUUUUAGGAGCGACCCUAAUUUAAAAAAAUACAAAUUAUGCGACCGACACUCUACCCCCCCCCCCCCCCCUUAGUAGCAUGAAGCAGGGCGGGGCCGAAAGCCAUCAUAGUGGAGUGAGCCCGGUGAAACGUGCACGCGCGCAUCUGUAUGUAUUACCUAAUGAGCAGACCCGACACCAGACACAAAUUCACGGAUGGGCAUUUCAUUUUUUCAGGGGGCACAAAUGAGAUCAACCUCACUGCAAUUCAUAAUAUCAUUAAUUAUGAAAAUGGGCAAAAAACGAGGAAGAACUGACAUACGCAACACAACGGAGGAGUCUUAAAAAUUGGACCUAGCUUAUACUGAAGCAGUCUAAAAACACGUCGCAGGGCUCGACAUCAAUGCUUUCCGCUUAUCAGGGACAAGUAACGUUAGAUUAAAACGCCAAUAACAAUCACCAAAACACGCUAAUGAUUCUGCAUCCUUUAGUCUCAAUGACAACUGAAAGUGCAUAAUGUAAUAACGCUAAGUUAAACAAAUAAGUGCAGCAAACACAAAGUGAGUUAACACUGACAAAGUGGGUUAAACAUACUGCGGUAAAAAUGUGAAGUUUUUAAUAACAUGAUACAGUUAAGCAGCAUCACAUCACGGUUGAAAAUGUGACAGAUUUCAUGACAGUUCACUAAACAAGUAAUUAAUAUUAAGCCACUUACAUUUUAGACGCAAUGUUGACUGUUUUUGUGGUUUCAGCAGCGAAAAUAGUUCAAAGAUAACAGCAGAACCAUAACGUGUCAGUCUCACUGCAAAACUCAACCGUGUCGUAACGGUGGCGCUUUGCUUAGCAAACAACUAAACAUUUCCGCGCUCACUUUCGACAAACCAAUCAAAUACAUUAAAAAUAUAUAUUUUGUUAAAUCAGACCAAACACAUUUUUAUUUAGGAGUUUUUAUUUCCCCUUGCAUCAUUUAAAAAAUGUCUGUGACCCCGUGCGCAAUUUAAUCUGCUGUCUAUGAAUUUAAUACAGUAAGCUGCGCACGCACAUGGGUCAUGUGACACAGUGGUGGAGUAUUUUUUUAUUUAGUGUAUUUAAAAUAUAUUUUACUGUGCUUUUUUUCAAGUGUGUUGUAAUUAUUAUAGUUUUUAUAAUAAAAUUGAAUAAAUUAUUUUAGUAACAUUUUUUUGAAAUCUUUCUUGGCGA